UACUCUCCUCUCUCACCAGCCACGAAGAAGACACAAUGUUGCAAUUAAGGACUUUAAUUUUCACAUCCAUUAUGCUCCCAUGGCUACUGUCUUUUGCAGCAAAAGAAGAAUACAUGGAAGUCAGAAAACCUAAGAAAGACAUUGUAAAAUUUCCAGACUAUGAUACCCCUCAAGAUCCAGACACUGACCCAGCAGUAGCUCCAAAAGCUGAUGAGCUGCCGACAUGUCUGCUGUGUGUUUGCCUGAGUGGAUCCGUUUACUGUGAGGAGGUGUCCCCUGAAAUGUCAGCCGUCCCAGCACUGCCAAAGGAAACGGCAUAUCUCUAUGCACGUUUCAACAAAAUCACAAAAAUAAGCAACAAAGACUUUGCAGACAUGGCCACAUUAAGAAGAAUUGACCUAACUGGGAAUCUCAUCACUGAGAUAGACGAUGGAGCUUUUUCAAAACUUCCCAACCUCGAGGAGCUCUUUCUUGCAGAAAACAGACUGACUAAACUUCCCACGUUGCCUACCACACUAGUAUCAUUUAAUGCUAAUUUGAACCAGCUUAACACCCAGGGUGUGAAGGCAAAUGCUUUUAAAAAACUCACAAGACUGGCAUAUCUUUACCUUGGAAACAAUGAACUGACAGCAGUGCCUCAACUCCCAGAGUCUCUUCACGUUGUGCAUCUGCAUAACAACAGAAUCAAGAAAAUAACAGAUGAGACCUUCUGCAAAGGUAACACGAGUUACUACAUCCGGGCCAACAUGGACGAGGUGAGACUGGAUGGGAACCCCAUCAUCCUGUCGAAGCACCCUAACAGUUUCAUCUGUCUGCACUCUCUCCCUACUGGACAAUACAAAUGA
This is a messenger RNA of Scatophagus argus, 845 nucleotides long. RefSeq names its product osteoglycin, paralog b (gene ognb). Gene Ontology annotation, molecular function: protein binding. The record is from RefSeq and is a predicted model, not a curated record. Lineage: Eukaryota; Metazoa; Chordata; Actinopteri; Scatophagidae. The coding region runs from base 36 to 845 and encodes 269 amino acids. The transcript has 6 exons.